Messenger RNA from Cucurbita pepo subsp. pepo (vegetable marrow), 1096 nucleotides. Its product is annotated as agamous-like MADS-box protein MADS1. Gene Ontology annotation, cellular component: nucleus. The record is from RefSeq and is a predicted model, not a curated record. NCBI's taxonomy places the organism in Eukaryota, Viridiplantae, Streptophyta, Magnoliopsida, Cucurbitales, Cucurbitaceae. Gene Ontology annotation, molecular function: RNA polymerase II transcription regulatory region sequence-specific DNA binding; protein dimerization activity; DNA-binding transcription factor activity. Gene Ontology annotation, biological process: positive regulation of transcription by RNA polymerase II.
UGUUUCCCCUAAUUCCUCUAAUCUGAUCUUCCUUCUUAUUAAAAGCUAAGUUGGAUUAAGGGCUUGAUUAACCCUCUUUAAUUUCACACCAACAAAAUGGCAAUAUGAACAAUUUCAAUCUACUUUUCUCCUUUAAAUACUUUUCCAAUAAACCAAACCCUACACCUUUUUCCACCAUACCCUUCACCAAAAUCUGAUCCCCCUUUUCUGUUGGUGUUCUUCCAUCAAAGUUGAGCUCACCCAGAUUUCAGCCACGGAGUUCCCAAGCCAAGCUGGAGAAGGAUCUGCCUCUUCCCACAAAAAAAUGGGAAGAGGUAAGAUUGAAAUUAAACGAAUUGAAAAUACCACAAAUCGUCAAGUCACCUUUUGCAAGAGAAGAAAUGGUUUGCUUAAAAAAGCCUACGAGUUGUCUGUUCUUUGUGAUGCUGAAGUUGCCCUCAUCGUCUUCUCCACUCGUGGCCGUCUCUAUGAAUAUGCCAAUAACAGUGUUAGAGGAACCAUUGAAAGGUACAAGAAAGCAUUUGCUGACUCUUCCAAUUCUGGAUUAUCAGUUGCAGAAGCUAAUGUACAGUUUUACCAGCAAGAAGCAUCGAAGCUGAAGAGACAGAUCCGGGAGAUUCAAAACUCGAACAGGCAUAUUCUUGGUGAAGCACUCAGCUCAUUGUCUUUAAAGGACCUGAAAAGCUUGGAGGGCAGAUUGGAGAGAGGAAUCAGCAAAGUUAGGGCUAAAAAGAACGAAACCUUGUGUGCAGAGAUGGAAUUCAUGCAAAAAAGGGAAAUGGAGCUUCAGAAUCACAACAACUAUCUGCAAGCACAGAUUGCUGAACAUGAAAGAAUACAACAACAGCAACAAACGAACAUGAUGCAAAGGGGAACGUAUGAGACAGUGGGAGGAGGGCAGUACGAGGAGAACAGAAGCUAUGGCGGCGUGGGGCUUAUGGAUUCCGACACCCAUUACGCCCAUCAAGACCAUCUCACUUUGUUGGGAUACAUGCUCGACCCAAAUUAUAAAUUUACUGGAUGUAUUGUGAAAUAUCGUAACAACUCAUGCCCAGAAUUUAUAUUAGAAUUUGGAAUCUCGAUUCAACAUGGAUGA